Molecule: messenger RNA, 438 nt
Organism: Linum tenue
Lineage: Eukaryota; Viridiplantae; Streptophyta; Magnoliopsida; Malpighiales; Linaceae
Source: the annotation of a GenBank genome assembly
AUGAAAGCUUCACUGAAAGCAUCAGCUGAAGCACUAGGAAACCCAGCCUGGGGGCAAGACGGACCCCAUGAUUCUGGCGAGUACAAUCAAUUUCCUGAAGAUACUGGGUUCUUCAGAAAUGACGGGACAUGGAACACAGAAUAUGAACAGUUCUUCCUAGAGUGCAAACAUGGAGUUGCGCUCAACUUCACAUGCAUGGAAAUGAGAGACUGUGAGCAGCAAGAAAAUGCAGACUGCUCGCCACAAGGAUUAGUCCAUCAAGUAAAGAUGGCCACAAAGGCAGCCGACACGGAACUUGCCAGCGAGAAUGCAUUGGAGAGGUAUGAUGCAGCUGCAUUGGGGCAAGUUUUGGCGACGGGUACAGCGGCUGCAGGCAGUGGAUUGAGCGCAUUUACUUAUCUAAGAUUGAAUAAGAGGCUAUUCGAAGAAGAUAACUAG